Molecule: messenger RNA, 1927 nt
Organism: Cydia amplana
Lineage: Eukaryota; Metazoa; Arthropoda; Insecta; Lepidoptera; Tortricidae
Exons: 3
Coding region: 578-889 (103 amino acids)
Source: RefSeq, a predicted model, not a curated record
AAUUCGUGCCUGGAGGCAAUACAAACUGUGAAAUACUCAGAUAAUACAGCUAAUGCGAAAAUGGAAGCGCGAGCGCAAGCCAUUUUAAUUGCCGCAGUGGCAGACAGCCACUUAGAAUACAUACGACAAGAGACAGCAUACGCUAUGUUUAAAAAUUUAGAAGACAAUUUCAAAGACAAAGGAGUAAGAAGCAAAUUAUUUUUAAGAAGGCAGUUAAGCGACAUGAAAUAUAUAGAUACGAAAUCGUUAAAAGAACAUCUUACAAAAAUACAAGAAAUAUGUACUCAACUAGAAGAAGCCGGAUCAGAAUUAAAAGAAGAAGAAAAAAUAAACUAUGUACUUUUAUCAAUGCCCAAAUCUUAUGAAUCAAUAGUUACAGCUUUAGAAACCAUCGGCGAUUUGAAAUUGAAUACAGUGAAGGAUAGAUUAUUAGCGGAGGAGGAGAAACAGAAAAAAUUUAAUGAAUAUCAGACAAGUCAAGGACAGUUAAAUGCUUUUAAUUGCUUCACUUGUGGUAAGCCGGGCCAUAAAAAGUUUCAGUGUAGACAAAGUCAUGGAUAUGGAUUAAAUCAAGGACAUGGACGUGGCGGAUGGAAUCAAGGAUAUGGAUUUAAUCAAGGGCAUGGACGAGGUGGAUGGAAUCAAGGAUAUGGAUUUAAUCAAGGGCAUGGACGAGGCGGAUGGAACCAGGGAAGAGGCUUUAAUCAAGGACGUGGACAGAGUGGAUCAUACAGAGGAACCGGAUUUAACCAAGGACGUGGUCGUGGUAGCCAAGGAAGAAAUAGAGGAUCGAGCCAAGGACGGAGUACCAACUAUGUCGAGGAUAAUGAUGAAACGACAGCAUUCUUCUGCGGAAAUAUGUAAGGAAAAAUUUAUUAUCAGUGUCUAAAAUGGAAAGUGUCGGGUUGAGGAUUGAAUUUGCUAAUGGAAAGGUACGAGUAUAUAAACAUAAUUAUUUAAUCAUGAUUGGAAAUAAAGAGGGAACACUAUAUACAGUUGAAUGCAAAAUUAAUGUAAAUUCGUGUCAGUUAGCAAACACAGUAGAUACAAAUUUAUGGCACAGACGUUAUUGUCACUUGGGUUCACAAAAUUUAGAUGUACUUGUACGUAAAAAUCUGGUAGAUGGUUUAUCUGAAAUAAAAAAUAAAUUUGUAAAUGACAGUUUAUGUGAAGCAUGUAUUUUAGGGAAAAGUCGUAGACAGCCGUUUAAUAAAUUAGGGACUAGAGCUAAGAAACCUUUAGAAUUGGUACAUUCUGAUGUCUGCGGACCGAUUACACCUGUGACUUGGGACGGUUACAAAUAUUUUGUAACAUUCAUAGAUGAUUAUACUCACUUUACAAUGGUUUUCUUAAUAAGGAAUAAAUCAGAGGUUUUCAAAAAGUUUGAAACUUAUUAUAAUACAGUAACAAAACAUUUUAAUGCAAAUUUGUUAAAGCUGAGAAUCGAUAAUGGCCGUGAAUAUCUUUCGGAUGAAUUUAGGGAUUUUUGUAAUAGGAAUGGAAUCGUCAUGCAACAUACAGUACCAUACAAUCCGGAGAUGAAUGGAGUCGCAGAAAAAAUGAAUAAUACACUUAUGGACAAGGCAAGGACUAUUCUAAUAGACUCUGGCUUGAAGAAAGAAUUUUGGGGUGAAGCAGUCUUGUUUGCAACAUAUGUAACAAAUAGGAGUCCAGUUUCAGGAAGAGAAAAAACGCCAUGUGAGUUAUGGGAAGGACGCAAACCUGAUGUAUCAAACUUAAGAGUAUUUGGAUGUGCAGCUUAUAAUCAUGUGCCAAAAGAACUGAGAAAGAAACUUGAUGAUAAAAGUAAGAAGAUGAUUAUGAUUGGAUACAACAUAGGAGGAUAUAAACUUUUUGAUGAAGAAAAACAAAGAACAGUGACAGCAAGAAAUGUAGUAUUUGAUGAGAGACCCAUAAAAUUGGACAA